CGACGGGGAGAGGACGGCUGGGAAGGUGCAGCCCUGGAACUGUGCAUAAGACCGUAAACAUCUGUGUUUUAUUUGUAAAAGUUAUACCGGCUACUUUUAAAAUAGUCACUUCAAUGUUUUAGAGUAUUUUUUUUGCUUUUGCUCUUUGUCCUCGCUUGUUUUUCGUGUGAUUUUACACAACGCUAGUAAUGGCGAGCUCGGCUAACUCGAACCCAGUGCCUAAACUGUACAGGUCUGUGAUUGAUGAUGUCAUCAAUGAAGUACGAGAACUCUUUCUGGAUGAGGGUGUGGAUGAACAAGUGCUUAUGGAGCUCAGAACGCUUUGGGAGAGUAAGCUGAUGCAGUCCAAGGCAGUGGAGGGCUUCCACACGGAGGAGCAAGCACUGCAGGCUGCGCAGCAGCAGCAAGCUCAGCAGGUCCAACAGAGCCAGCAGCAGGCCCAGACCCAGCACCAGGUCAUCCUGCCCCCACAGCAGCAGGCUCCACAGCAGCAAGUCAUCGUUCAGGAUCCCAAGAUCCUCCAGGCCAUGAAUGCAACGGGAAUGUCUUUUGUACAGAGCGCAGCAGCAACCGCGGCCACGCUGGCUCUGCCCACGGGAGUAGGACCGUACCAGCAGCUCAUCACCAGUCAAGGCCAGAUCCUUCAGGUGGUGAGGGCAGCAAACGGAGCGCAGUACAUCAUCCAGCCUCAACAGCAGGUGGUGCUGCAGCAGCAGGUUCUCCCUCAGAUGCAGCCAGGAGGAGUGCAGGCCCCCGUCAUCCAGCAGGUCCUUGCCCCAUUACAAGGAGGCAUCCCUCAGCAAACAGGGGUUAUCAUCCAGCCCCAACAGAUAGUCCUCGCUGGGAACAAAGUACAGCAGAAUGCACAGGUCAUGCAGACGGCGACCAUGACGACGCAGCCGGGCCAGGUGACUGCCGCACAGGUGCAGGCUCAGGCCCAGCAGCAGGUUCAGCAGCAGGUGGUUCAGCAGCAGGUUCAGCAGCAACAGACGGUGCAGCAGCAGCAGCAGCAGCAGCAGCAGCAGCAGCCUGCCCAGCAGCAACCUGCCAUGAUGCUCCAGGUAGAUGGUGCCGGGGACACCUCCUCGGAGGAGGAUGAGGAAGAGGAGGAUGAGUAUGACGAGGACGAAGACGAGGACAAGGACAAAGAUGGCGGAGAGGAUGGUCAGGUGGAGGAGGAACCCCUUAACAGUAGCGACGAUGUCAGCGAUGAAGAAGAUCAAGAGCUUUUCGAUACAGAGAAUGUAGUUGUUUGCCAAUAUGACAAGAUUCACAGAAGUAAGAACAAAUGGAAGUUCACCCUGAAAGACGGCAUCAUGAACCUGAACGGGAGGGACUACGUCUUCUCCAAGGCCAUAGGGGACGCGGAGUGGUAAGCAAAAUGCAGCAUAACCGAACGUGAAGAGAAAAAUGGGGGAAUCGAAACAGUGGGACAGGCGCCUGGAAUUGUCCAAUCCCGAUGUCAUAGAGACACAUCAAGAGCUGGGACUGUAUGCAUUUCAGUUGGUGUGUGUGUGUGUGGUUGGCAGGCGUGUGGGAAUACGAUGACGCCCUUUAAACGCACACAAAAAAACUGUGAGUCGCAAAUCCCGCUAAUGGCAUAAACAUAAACACACACACACAUGCACACACACACACAAUCCUUGAAUGCCAGUGACUGGCAGUUUAUUGCUAACAGAUCACACCAAGUGGAAGAGGUUUCACAAAUCAAUCGUUUUCUCACUCGGAUCAUCACUUUGAUCGACUAAAUCGUGACGAGAGAAAUUCAAGAAGAGAGAAAAAAAAAGUAUCUACGGAUAGUGGACCAUGUUGAACUUUUACCCAUCCAGACCAUUAACGAUGCCCAUUUCGACCAAAAUAUUAAAUAAGUAAAUAAAUAACUAAAUAAAUAAGUGAAAUCCAAGGCACCUAAGGCAGGAAUGAAGAGUGGCUUGAAGUAGAGUGACUUCAAGAGCGUCUGUGAAACAAGCACCAACGUGAAGAUAGCCUUUUUGAUUGCACAUGUUCUUUUUUUAAUCAGCUUCAUGUCAGCCCAUUCUGGUACUGCAUCUCAAUUCCGUUCUCUUGUUCUAUAUUCCUGCCACACAGUAACGUGCCUAGUCUGUCCUGGUCCCCAGCCUACAAACCUUCAUACCCUGCCAUUGUUUUAAAGAAUAGUUAAAUCGUUUUUUUUUUUUUUUUUUUUUAUUCAGCGGGCAAACACUACACAAAGGUGCCGAAGAGCAGGCUGUUAAUAUGCGAUGUAGAAUAAACAUUUCGAGCAGAUAGAAAGCAGCAUAUCAGCUCUGAGUAAAUGAAACCAACUUCUUGUCCGAUUUGAUUUCCACAAUCUGAAACGCCAUUGACUGAAUUUUUUUGUUUUGUUUUGUUUUCCAUUUUUAACGAACCAAUUAAACAAACCAAUGAGAAGCGUAGCAAUGUGUAAUUGGAGUUUUUGCACUCUCUGUGUGUUUGGUCCCCCCUGCAUGCUUUUACCCAGAUGGCUUUGUGUGCUUGUGUGUCUUGUGUGUGUCAGGUCACUUGUCCUGCGUUAGCCUACAACAACUAUGUCUGUACAAUGUUCUUGACACUUCCUCCAAUGUUACAAGAUAGAGGGUGUUUUUUUUUUAUUUUUGUAGUUCUUUUUUUCUUUUCUUCUUUCUUUUUUGUGAAUAUUUAUUCCUGAACGCUCAGGCACCAUUGUUAAUUAUUUGGGGCGGGAUGGGGUUACACACUGUACCAAACUGUGCUCUUAGAAAAUGAAAAGAAGAAAAAAAAGUGUUCCUUUUUUUCCUCUGUUGGCUGGACAAGACUCCAUCAUGUGCUCUACUGUUGAUUUCAGCCUAGUCUUGGGCUUGACUUUUAAUCAUGUUGUUCUUUUUCGGAGUGGUUUAAUUUAGUUCCCUCUGGUCUACUCAAAAGUCACUGCCCUAAUUUUGGCGAGAUGUGACUCACUCACGUAAGUGUGAGAUCAAGGGAAAACUUCACCUAACUAGAUCAUCCUAUCCUACCCCCCUCCCCCUUUCCCGCCAGAACUAAAUGAUAUAUUCUCAUCACCAUCACAGCAGUUGGACGGAACUGCAGGUCACUUCUCUGUGACCAUAAAAUUCUUUGAAAGAUUUUAGAAUAGGUGUGCAAAAAUAUAUAUAUAUAUUUUCUCCAUAGUCCAGUGCUUCUCACUGUCCAUUUCUUAUUUGUGCCUUUUUGAUUUGUUUAAUAUCAGCUUGCCGGCGAAUAAAUAAAGGAUGGUAUUUAAUGAUGCAGGUGUUUUAAAAGAAACUGUAUUCUCUGCUUUGUUUUUAUAAUUGUUUAUCUACCACGCGUUUCAGCUGCUGUCUGAAGAACUGUUCUGAGAGGGAAAUGUAUUACGUUUGUAUAAUUCACAAUACUGUUUCUGAAUCAAGGUUGCUCUUUGUAAAUUACUUGACCAUCCCUUGGAAGGCUGUGCUUUGAAUACCAAUUAUUAGAGAAGUUAGUAUUUUGUUGAACUGAAACCCAUUGAGUUUUUGCCUUUGCUAAACUUUUAAUUAAAGUAAUAUGGGAAAAAUAAAAGUGUGUUACAUUUUGGGA
Molecule: messenger RNA, 3549 nt
Organism: Sardina pilchardus (European sardine)
Lineage: Eukaryota; Metazoa; Chordata; Actinopteri; Clupeiformes; Clupeidae
Gene: gtf2a1
Product: general transcription factor IIA, 1
Exons: 10
Coding region: 189-1376 (395 amino acids)
Biological process (GO): transcription by RNA polymerase II; transcription initiation at RNA polymerase II promoter
Cellular component (GO): transcription factor TFIIA complex
Source: RefSeq, a predicted model, not a curated record